Messenger RNA from Vanrija pseudolonga, 1476 nucleotides. RefSeq lists its product as uncharacterized. The record is from RefSeq and is a predicted model, not a curated record. Bases 1 to 1476 code for a protein of 491 amino acids. The transcript has a single exon. Lineage: Eukaryota; Fungi; Basidiomycota; Tremellomycetes; Trichosporonales; Trichosporonaceae.
AUGUACAGCCCCCCGCCGCGCGGGUAUCAUGUACCCUCCGGCCUGCGCUCGACACUCGCCACCGCCGAGUCCCACCGUUCCCCGCCAUCGAGAUCUUCCUCGCCGCCCUCGCCCUCGCCGCAUCGCGAGAGCUCAAUCAACCUGCCGUACCUCGUCCCGCGCUCCUCGAUAGGAAGCACGCCAGCCCACAGCCCGCCAGCGCGCUCCGCCUCCGUCCGCACCGACUAUACGUCGAGCAGCUCGGCAGCCUCAAGCUACAGCGACGAAAGCGUGGCUUCCUCGCCCGAGCCGCAGCGUCAAGCCCGCGCCGGCGCCCCCAGCCCCGCCACGAGCCCCGCCUCGAGCAGCGUCGUCGGCAUGAUCGCCUUCCCUACCCCGCGUACCCGCCCUGAGCUGCGCGUUGACACGGGCGUCCAGCCUUCCCCGCCGCGCCGUAUCCCAGGCCAGGGCGGCACCCAGCACAGCCGCGUGCGCGGCUCGUCCAUGUCGAUGGUGCCCUCGACCCUCCGUGCGUCGACCCAGCCACGCCAGUUUACGCGCUCGGUCUCGGCGUCGCAUGCACCCGUCGUCGACUCGUCGCGCCCGGCACGGCUGCCCUUCCCUCGUCCCCGUACGCCGACGAUGCCGACCCUCAUGAGUCCGGUCGAGCUGGUCCUGCUGGUCAAGAGCGCGCAGUUCCGCGCCGAUAUCCCCCCGCAGGCGUGUCCCGAGGUCCGCUUAUACCACCACUGCAAUGUUGCCGAGGACGCCGAGCCGACAGUGCAGUCCCCCGCUGGUGCGAGCAAGCAGAUCCAUGACCCCAAUGUCAUUAUCCUCAGUCACGUCGUUACGUUCACGGAGGAGAUGCCCGCCCCUCCCGCUGUCAAGGUGCCCUCGCCCACCCCCACCUGGACAUCGCCGGGGUCGAUGCAGGCCGCGUGCGCGGAGCAGCUCCAGACGCUCAUGACGCCGUCCGAUAACGUCCUCGGCAUGACAUUUGUCGCCACACCCGAGAUCGACUACUCCCGCCUGGAGGAGUACACCGUUUCGCCGGAGCCCUCGCGCCACACUGUCAAGUCGCGCCGUCGUCGCGUGGCGUGCGCGGCAAUCGUCUUCCAGUCCCUCACCGACGACGAUCUCGACCACAUCGACAGGUGCUGGAAGAGCCUGUCUCUGGGCCACGCCGUCCCGCCGGACACUACCGGAAUGUCCAAGCAAGCCGUCGCGGCUGCCGAAGCCAGCUAUGACCACAUAAUGGGCAUCGUUGUCGACGCCGGGCGCGCGGCAAAGAAGCUCGGGUGCCCCGUUCUCGUGUCAAACCAGGAGCGUACGUUCCAGGUGUGCUGGGACGGCUUGACCCAGCCUUGCCCUGCCGUGUCCGAGACGUUUGGCUACCGCCGCGACGCGAGCACCGUGCGCGCUGGACAAGGCUUCGGUCUUUGUGAGAUGAUGGCGGCCACUGCAUGGGCAAGGAUGCAGGUCGGCGUUGCGUAUUAA